UGAAAAAGGAAACAUCGCGGUGCUGCUCGCAGAUCUGGCAGGUCUGGCAACUUGUGCAGGUGAAGAGGUGGGCCCAGGUGAGGGUGCGAGGUGGCUGACUGCGCGAAUACCAGACUUGAGGCUGGGAAACGGUGCUGGCAGUUAUUUAUCACUGACAAUACAAUAAAGACAAAAGCAACCAAGAUACUAAAGUGUAUGGUUGGUUGAUCCUGCAGUUUCCUGGGCUUUGUUGAAGAAUGGAAUCUAAUUUAAAUCAAGAUGCAGUGCCUAGACCAUCCUAUGUUUUUAGUGCUGACCCAAUUGCAAGACCGUCAGAAAUAAAUUUUGAUGGCGUUAAGCUUAAUCUCUCUCAUGAAUUUUCCUUAGUUGCUUCAAAUACUGAGGGAAAUAGUUUGGAAUCCAAAGAUUAUCUCCAGGUUUGUCUUCGAAUAAGACCGUUUACACAGUCAGAAAAAGAGCAUGAGUCUGAGGGCUGUGUGUAUGUUCUAGACUCACAGACUAUUCUGCUAAAAGAUCCUCAAAGCAUUCUUGGUCGGUUAAGUGAGAAAAGCUCUGGGCAGAUGGCACAGAAAUUCAGUUUUUCCAAGGUUUUUGGCCCAGAAACUACACAGAAGGAGUUUUUCCAGGGUUGCAUUAUGCAGCCAGUAAAAGACCUCUUGAAAGGACAGAGUCGGCUGAUUUUUACGUACGGGCUAACCAAUUCAGGAAAAACAUAUACAUUUCAAGGCACAGAAGAAAAUAUUGGUAUUCUGCCGCGAACUUUGAACGUAUUAUUUGAUAGUCUUCAGGAAAGACUGUAUGCAAAGAUGAACCUUAAACCACAUAGAUCUAGAGAAUUCUUACGGUUAUCACCAGACCAAGAGAAAGAAGAGGUUGCUAGCAAAGUUACAUUGCUCCGGCAAAUUAAAGAGGUUGCGAUGCAAAAUGACAGUUAUGAUACUCUUCACGGAAGUUUAAUAAACUCUUUGAAUAUCCCAGAGUGUGAAGAAUCCAUGAAAGAUUGUGAACAAGCCAGCUUGAAUAUGGAUAAUAGUAUAAAAUUUUCUGUGUGGGUUUCUUUCUUUGAGAUUUACAAUGAAUGUAUUUAUGACUUGUUUGUUCCUGUAUCAUCUAAAUUCCAAAAGAGAAAGAUGCUACGCCUUUCGCAAGAUGUAAAGGGCUAUUCUUUUAUAAAAGAUCUACAAUGGAUUCAAGUAUCUGAUUCCAAAGAAGCAUAUAGACUUUUAAAACUAGGAAUAAAGCACCAGAGUGUUGCCUUCACAAAGCUGAACAAUGCUUCUAGUAGAAGUCACAGCAUAUUCACUAUUAGAAUAUUACAGAUUGAAGAUUCUGAAAUGCCUCGUGUAAUGCGAGUCAGUGAAUUGUGUUUAUGUGAUCUUGCUGGUUCAGAAAGAAGCGUGAAGACACAGAAUGAAGGGGAAAGGUUAAGAGAGACUGGGAACAUCAAUACUUCUUUAUUGACUCUGGGAAAGUGUAUCAAUGUUUUGAAAAACAGUGAAAAGUCAAAGUUUCAACAGCAUGUGCCUUUCCGGGAAAGUAAACUGACUCACUAUUUUCAAAGUUUUUUUAAUGGUAAAGGGAAAAUAUGCAUGAUUGUCAACAUCAGCCAGUGUUAUUUUGCCUAUGAUGAAACCCUCAAUGUGUUGAAAUUCUCAGCCAUUGCACAAAAAGUUUGUGUUCCAGACGCUUUAAAUUCUUCUCAAGAGAAACCAUUUGGACCUGCCAAAUCUUCUCAAGAUGUAUCCCUAGACAUUAAUAAUUCAGUUAAUAAAAUACUAAAUGUAAAAAGAUCCACGAUUUCAUGGGAAAGUAGUCUAGAAGACCUGGUGGAAGAUGAAGAUUUAAUUGAGGAUCCAGAAAAAGGUGAAGAAAACCAAAGUGUGGAAAGUGAACGUACUGAUGAAGAUCUAGAUAAGACUUUGGAGGAAGAUAAGGCUUUCAGUAGCCAUGAGGAGAAGAGGAAACUGUUGGAUUUAAUAGAAGACUUGAAAAAAAAACUGAUAACUGAAAGAAAGGAAAAGUUAACAUUGGAAUUUAAAAUUCGUGAUGAAGUUACACAGGAGUUUACUCAGUUAGCUCAGCGGGAAGCUGAUUUUAAGGAAACUCUCCUUCAGGAACGAGAGAUACUUGAGGAAAAUGCUGAAUGUCGUUUGGCUAUCUUCAAGGAUUUGGUUGGUAAAUGUGACACUCAAGAAGAACCAGAGAAUGAAGAUUGUGUCAUGAAAGUUGAAAACAAAGAAGCUAUUGCUUGUUUAGAAAUAAAGUUUAAUCAAGUUAAAGCUGAAUUAGCUAAAACCAAAGAAGAAUUAAUCAAAAUCCAGGAAGAGUUAAAAAAGAAAGAAAUGGUAAGUAGAUAAAUUAACAAAAAAUCAUUGGUUCAAGAGCUUGAGAAAUCUAAUAAGGUAAUACUUCAACAGAAUCAAAAAAUUCAAGAGUUGGGAGAUAUAUCUCAAAAAGAGGAUACAAUCAAUAAAUUUCAAAACCUAAUUCAUACGGAUAACACGUUUAUAAACAGUGACCAGGCUGGUACCUCUUCUUUAAUAACAAGCAAUACAUUGGCUUAUAAUGAAACAGUUCAAGUGCUUGAGGAUGACAAAACCAAAACCGAUUUGGGAAGAAAAAGACAAAAUGAAAAUGAACUUCAACCAGAAGAACCGCCAGCAAAGAAAGGACCUAUCCACGUAACUCCAACUGAAGAUGAAAAGAAAAGUGAAGAAGUGCAGAAGAGCAUUUCAGAAGAUGAGGAAGGCAUUAGAAUUUUACAAGAAAAUAAUGAAGAACUGAAAACAUGUCUACUCAUGGCUGAGAAUGAACUUAAAAAUGAAAAGGAAGAAAAAGCAGAAUUAAACAAAAAGAUCAUUAGUUUGCAGCAGGAACUUUUUUCUGAAAAGAAGAGUUUGACUUUAAAUAUUGAGGUCCAACAAAUUCAGUCAAACUAUGAUAAUGCAGUUUCUGAAUUACAUGUGCAGAGAGGUAUAAAUCAAGAACAGGAGGAAAAGAUUGAGAAAUUGUCAAAGGAAAUAGAAACCGCUAGAAAAAAUAUCACAACUAAUGUUUCACAAAUAAAAGCAAUGCAAGCAAAAAUAGAUGAACUACGAAUGCUUGAUUCAGUUUCUCAGAUAGCAAACAUAGAUUUACUCAAUCUCCGGGAUCUGUCAAGUGGCUUUCAAGAGGAUAAUUUACAGAAUACACAGUUACACCUUUUAGAUAAUAAUGAUUUGGUAAGUAAGCAGGUUAACGAAUAUCAUAUUCAAGAACUCGGUAGGGAAAGUUCUUUCCACUCUAGUAUUGAGGCCAUUUGGGAAGAGUGUAAGGAGAUAGUAAAAGCCUCUUCCAAAAAAAGUCAUCAGAUCCAGGAAUUGGAACAACAAAUAGAAAAAUUACAGGCAGAAUUAAGAGGCUGUAUGGAUGAAAACAAUAGGCUAAAAACAGAGGAGAGGGAGAAUAAAAAUCAAGGUGACCUACUGAAAGAAAAAGAAAAUCUUAUACAACAGCUGAAACAAGAAUUGCAAGAAAAAAACAUUUCUCUUGAUGUUCAAGUACGGCAUGUAGUUGAAGGGAAGAGAGCACUUUCAGAACUUACACAAGAUGUUACUUGCUAUAAGAUGAAAAUAAAGGAACUUAAAGCAAUCUUAGAAACUCAAAAUGAAUGUAGUCAUUCAGCCAAGUUAGAACAAGAAAUAUUGGAAAAGGAAUCUAUCAUCUCAAAGCUAGAGAGAAGUCUGAAGGAAUUUCAAGCAAAUCUUCAGGAUUCUAUUAAAAACACCAAAGAUUUAAGUGAAAAGGAAAUCAAGUUGAAAGAAGAAAUCGCACAAUUAACAAAUAAUUUGCAAGAUGCAAAGCAUUCACUUCAGUUAAAGGAAGAAGAAAAUGAAACCAACCGGCAAAAAGCAGAAAAGUUGAAAGAGGAGCUCUCUGCAAGCUCUGCUCUUACCCAGAAUCUGAAAGCAGAUCUUCAGAGGAAGGAAGAAGACUAUGCUGAGCUGAAAGAGAAACUGGCUGAUGCGAAAAAACAGAUUGAGCAAGUACAGAAAGAGGUAUCUGUAAUGCGUGAUGAGGAGAAAUUGCUGAGAAUGAUCAAUGAACUGGAGAAAAAGAAAACGUGUUCUCAGGAAAUAGAUAUGAAACAGCGAACCAUUCAGCAACUCAAGGAGCAGUUAAAUAAUCAGAAUGUGAAAGAAGCUAUACAACAGUAUGAGAGAGUAUGCAAAGAUCUAAAUGUUAAAGAGAAAAUAAUUGAGGACAUGCGAAUGACAUUGGAAGAACAGGAACAAACUCAGGCAGAACAAGAUCAAGUGCUCGAGGUGAAGUUAGAGGAAGCCGAAAGACUGGCCACAGAAUUGGAAAAAUGGAAGGAAAAAUGCAAAGAUCUGGAAGACAGAAGUAAUCAAAGGUCAAAUAAAGAACUUGAGGAUAACACAGAUGUACUUAGUGAAAAGCUCAGUAAGCUUCAGGAUGAGUUACAGGAAUCUGAACAUAAAUAUAAAGCUGAUAGAAAGAAAUGGCUAGAAGAAAAAAUGAUGCUUAUCACUCAAGCAAAAGAAGCUGAGAAUCUACGAAACAAAGAGAAAAAAUACGCUGAAGACAGAGAGCGUUGUUUAAAGCAACAAAAUGAACUGGAAAUACUUACAGUACAACUGGCAGAGAAAGAUGAUAACCUUCAGAAGUGGCAAGAAGAACGCGAUCAACUGGUCGCAGCUUUAGAAAUACAGCUGAAGGGACUGCUCUCCAGUAACAAACAGAAAGACAAUGAAAUUGACAAGUAAAAAAGAUCACUCUUAGAAGACAAAAAAGUAGAAGAACAAGAUGUGGAUAUCAAGCUUAAACAUACAAGUUCAGUGGAUCCUGGCAGAGUUGAAACUGAACCUCAGUCAGCAAGUUUUGAAAUUUCUAGGAAUGAUGUAGAGGAUGGCUCUGUAGUCCUUGACUCUUGUGAAGUGUCAACAGAAAAUAAUCAAACGACUCGAUUUCCAAAACCUGAGUUAGAGAUUCAGUUUACACCUACGGCCAAACAAAUGGCAGUGAAACACCUCGGUUGCGCCUUACCAGUGACGGUUAAGAUUUCCAAGGCCCGGAAGAGGAAGAGUAAUGAAAUGGAGGAGGACUUGGUGAAAUAUGAAAAUAAGAAGAAUGCUACACCCAGAACUAAUUUCAACUCUCCUGUUUCUGAGCAAAAUUCCUCUGGCAAAAAGGAUCAAAAGGUUUCCACACGCCCAUCAUCUAAAAAAACAUAUUCUUUACGGAGUCAGGCAUCCACAGUUAGUACAAACGUGGCCACUAAGAAAAAAGAAGGAACACUACAGAAAUUUGGAGACUUCUUACAACAUUCUCCAACAAUUCUUCAAUCGAAAGCAAAGAAGAUAAUUGAAACGAUGAGCUCUUCAAAGCUCUCAAAUGUAGAAGUGAGUAAAGAAAAUGUGUCUCGACCAAAACGGGCCAAGCGGAAAUUAUACACAAAUGAAAUUUCAUCUCCUAUUGAUAUAUCUGGCCAAGUGAUUUUGAUGGACCAUAAAGUAAAGGAGAGUGAUCAUCAGAUUCUUAAACGACGGCUUCGAACUAAAACAGCCAAAUAAAUCACUUUUGGAGGAUGUUUUAAUAUAAAUUUUAUGUUCAUAAUCAUUGUAAUUUGUAUGCUAACUUUUCAAAGAGAAUUGUAUAUAUGAUGAUGCAUUAAAUCCCUCUGUGUACACAUUGCUAUUUUAUACAUAGUAUAAUUUUAAUUCAAUAAAGACAAUAUGUCAACAGCU
This is a messenger RNA of Lynx canadensis (Canada lynx), 5747 nucleotides long. RefSeq names its product kinesin family member 20B (gene KIF20B). Gene Ontology annotation, biological process: mitotic spindle assembly; microtubule-based movement. NCBI's taxonomy places the organism in Eukaryota, Metazoa, Chordata, Mammalia, Carnivora, Felidae. Gene Ontology annotation, molecular function: plus-end-directed microtubule motor activity; microtubule binding; ATP binding. Gene Ontology annotation, cellular component: spindle microtubule; nucleus. The record is from RefSeq and is a predicted model, not a curated record.